Molecule: messenger RNA, 1791 nt
Organism: Magnusiomyces paraingens
Lineage: Eukaryota; Fungi; Ascomycota; Dipodascomycetes; Dipodascales; Dipodascaceae
Exons: 1
Coding region: 1-1791 (596 amino acids)
Source: RefSeq, a predicted model, not a curated record
AUGCCUAAGCAUUCUAAGAGUCGUAUGCUUUUAUCCAAAAGCAAUUUAAUUCGAUCAAAGAGUAAGAGAAUUCGUUCUAAAGAAAAAAUAAUUCGCCCUAAUACACAUCGAGCACGUUCCAAAAAGUCUGCAAAAUCAAUAGCAGAGCUCCAAAAAUUUAUAUCACACCUAGAUAUUAAGAAACCAAUUCCGAUAAGAAUAAACGGAUCUAUUCAUGUUUUUUACAAUUUUGGAACAAAAUUCGAUUGUGCAAAUAAAAGUAAAAAGGCAUCAGGCUUUGCCUCUGCGAUUGCAAACGUCAAUAAAUGGGACUCUCUUAUAGGAGAUUUGAUUGAACCACCUCUUAAAAAUGCAAUCUUGGCAGGCACUUAUGCUGUAAUAACAGGAGGAAUGGCUUCCCAAGAUACUAGUCUAUAUCAACAAGUGUCGCAUAACUCUUCGAUAAGGCUUUCAGAUCAUAAUUAUGCUAUUGUGAGAGACCCUCAAAAUGUCAAUCAAGGACUUAAACUUGCUCUUGCUACUAAAGUGACAUGGUACGCAAGUGGCGAAACUGAUAUCAAAGCCCCUAUAUUUGGAUUCACCUUAAAAUAUCUUCAUACUGCUUUUCACUACAAUGGCAAAAUCCGCCCUGAAGUUAGUGAUGCUGUGCAAAAGUUUGGACAGCUUUUGGAUACCAAGAUUGCCAUGCAAAUUUUAGGUGUUGUUCCAGGGAAUUACAAAUUUCCUCAUAUUUCUCCUACAAAUGAAAUGGAAGAUAGACUUCUAGAGUUCCCUGUUGGAGCAGCAUAUCUUAGCACUGCAUAUGAAAUAUUCUCUUAUGUUUCUGAUACUAUUUACAAGGACUACAUAGGAGAGAAUGAGAUUAUAAAACGAAUCGAAAAAAUGGUGGAGACAAAUUUUACAAAUAGAGCGGCAUUUCAUGUCUCUGCUCGGUCUCUAGGGUUAUUAAAACGCAGUGUAGAUUUAUCUCAAAAUGAUCUGAUUUUUAUUUCUGCUGUUGUUCACGCCAUUGCACCCAAAAGUAAUCUUUCAAGAAAAAAAUCAAUUAUUCCAGAAAAUCAAUUAAAGUUCAAUACAGAUUAUUUGACGCUUUCCAAAAUAUGUCGACUUUUGGAAGCUAAAGGUGAGGUUUUUGAUGAAUUAACCAACAAGAAAAACGUUUAUCAAAAAAUUAGGAAUCUCAUUUAUGCUAGUGAUGGACCAAAUUCCAAUAUCGUGCAACACAAUAUACCAUCAACACAUGACCAUAUUUCCAACCCAAAUCGGGGGAUUUACAAUGAAGAAGAUGACAGUGACUAUGUAUAUGAGCAAGAAAGUGAAGAUGAGUUAGAAUAUGAUAGCAAUUUUGGGACAGAGGAUGAAGAAAUGGAAGAAGGUCGAACCAGAAACAAUGUUGUGGAAAAUAAUCAUGGACAAGUUAGAAGAGAAUAUUCAAUCGGGCCUCGGCACGCUCCACAAGCUGGAUUUAUUGACGAUCAGAAACCCAUUUCAAUUAAAGAAGAGCCGGAGGAUAUUUCACAUGCCGCUGUUGAGGUUCCCAGUGUACAAUUAUCAGUCCAACACGAAGCCCAGGCGUCCUUUAAGAUAAAAAGCGAGAGCCAAGUUGCUUCAGAAACUAUACCAGAAGCUUCUUUUUUAAAUAAUAUUCAGAGUGAAAUUAAAGAAGAGUUUUUUAAUGAUUCUGUUAAUUCCUCUACGAAUGUUCCAACUAGAGAACUUCUUGAUGACUAUAUGAAUGAUGAUGAUGAUGAUAUAAUAUUGAUCAAGGUUGAAACAAUUGAUCAAGUUUAA